AUGGCGCCGACCACAGAUACCGCGACAGUCACUUCAAGAGAGAGCCCCGCAGAAGCUCCAACCAAGCGACCAGGUCAUUCACAUGUCAAUCUCAACGGCCCGUCAACAGUCCAACCUCUAGAGCCUGUCCGGCCCCGGGCAAGACGAAAGUACAAGCACAUCGCGGCUGUACAUUCUAAACACAAAACUUCAUGUCUCAGUCACGAUUCCGAGGCUGCUCCCAGCUUUCUAGGCUUCAGAAAUUUGAUGGUCAUCGUCUUGAUUGCUGGGAACCUACGCUUGAUGAUUGAGAACUACAAGAAGUAUGGAGUUCUUAUCUGUAUUCGGUGCCACGACUACCGACGGAUGGACGUUAGACUCGGUGCUGCUCUAUAUUUCAUUAUACCUUGUCAUCUCUUCGUUGCAUAUGUUAUAGAGUUAGCAGCUGCUCAGCAAGCAAGAGCGUCCAUCCAAGGAACUGGUAAGAAGCGGGAUGGGACGGCUACUCCCGGCGGAAGCUAUGUUCCAACAGACCAAGAGCUCAAGAAAUUCCAAUCAACCUGGAAGUUGAUAGCGUGGAUUCACGGCAUCAAUGCUACGCUCUGUCUGUUGAUUACGUCCCUCAUCGUUUACUUCUUCAUCCACCAUCCUCUGAUUGGGACCUUGACAGAGGUUCACGCCGUUAUUGUCUGGCUCAAGACCGCCUCCUACGCUUUAGCGAACCGGGACCUUCGACAUGCAUACCUGCAUCCUUCAAGGCGGGAAGAGGAUGCAGUUCCAGAGAUAUACAGCAAAUGUCCAUACCCCGAAAAUAUCACGUUGAGAAAUCUCACAUAUUUCUGGUGGGCGCCGACAUUGGUGUAUCAGCCAGUAUACCCUCGAACUACCAAGAUCAGAUGGGUCUUCGUUUUCAAGCGUGUGGCCGAAGUGUUCGGUCUCAGUGUUUUCAUGUGGGUAGCCAGUGCGCAAUACGCCGCACCCGUUUUACGGAACUCCAUGGAUAAGCUAGCCUCCCUAGAUCUUUCUUCGAUUCUUGAAAGACUCAUGAAAUUGUCAACGAUCAGCUUGGUAAUUUGGCUAGCCGGAUUCUUCGCCUUAUUCCAGUCAUUCCUCAACGCCCUGGCUGAAGUCAUGAAAUUUGGGGACAGGGAGUUCUACUCUGAUUGGUGGAACAGCCCAAGUGUGGGUGUUUAUUGGAGAACCUGGAAUAUACCAGUUUAUCAAUUCAUGAAAAGACAUAUAUUUUCUCCUCUUGUCGGUAGAGGUUGGAGUUCUGGACAUUCAAGCAUUCUGGUGUUUCUCCUCUCAGGAAUCCUUCACGAGUUGGUUGUGGGGGUACCAACCCACAACAUUAUCGGAGUUGCAUUCAUGGGUAUGAUGGCUCAGCUGCCACUGAUCGUCUUUACAGCGCCGCUAGAGAAGAUGAAGGGGAUUAAUGGGAGGAUCAUUGGAAACUGUAUCUUCUGGGUUUCAUUUACCCUCAUCGGCCAGCCUCUGGCCAUUCUUCUCUACUUCUUUGCAUGGCAGGCCAAAUAUGGGACCGUUAGCAAGCAACUCAUCAAACCAUAGAUAGAACUAGAUAAAUAGAAGACGCAGCAAGCUUUCGUGCAAUGGACUUUAACAUUAUAUUCAUUCAUCUCGCAUUCUCUGCACUGAGCUCAGCCAUCAAGCCCCCUUUAUCCCUUUUCGCAGC
Messenger RNA from Amorphotheca resinae ATCC 22711, 1672 nucleotides. RefSeq lists its product as hypothetical. Gene Ontology annotation, biological process: triglyceride biosynthetic process. The record is from RefSeq and is a predicted model, not a curated record. Gene Ontology annotation, cellular component: endoplasmic reticulum membrane. Lineage: Eukaryota; Fungi; Ascomycota; Leotiomycetes; Helotiales; Amorphothecaceae. Bases 1 to 1548 code for a protein of 515 amino acids. Gene Ontology annotation, molecular function: diacylglycerol O-acyltransferase activity. The transcript is spliced from 4 exons.